CGCCAACACAACUGUUUUUGGGAACAAAAAAGCAUCUCACCAUUUUUUCACAGUAAAAAAGCUCCUGAAUCACUCGGCCGGAAAAAAACAGUUUCCCGGCGAUGAACGAAUCGGCGUCGAUCUUGGAGAGCGGCCUGCCGUUCGAUAUCUGUCUCAAAAUCGCUUCCUAUCUUCCGGUUUUGGACGUCUGCGUUCUAAGCAGGUGCUCUCGCUACUGGAGGGAACUGUGCAGCUCAGAUUCCAUCUGGGAAUCGCUCGCCCGCCGUAGAUGGCCCGCCGCCGCUUUCCCCCGAGAUUCCUCUGCUUCUUUGAGAUGGAGGGAGGUUUACGCUGGGAAGCACAGGGAGAUGGCGAUCAGAGCUGGCGCGGUGGUCGGAUUCGUGAAUCAAUGCUGUGGGGUUGAAUCGAUGGAAGUUGGGGAUUACGUGCAAGCGAUUGGGGAACUGAGUUCGUUGGAGUUUUCCUAUGCAGACGUUCGAAUGUUCCUCUUCAAGCCGCACCUGUCUGUGCUUCUGAACUUGGUCGCGCUGCAUUACUCCAUCGCCUGCCUGCAAACCCCGGCAUGGGAAGUUGUGGCAGCACUAAAGAGCUGCUGGAUUUCGGAGAGGCAAGUGUGUGUGAAAUGGUGGAAGCUAGGGAGAUGGUUCUAUGGAUUCAGGAUGAGGGACGAGUCUCAUUCUCGCCACCUCACUCUAGCAGAGCUCGCGACCGAGAAGGGCAUCGAGGUUCUGGGGGUCCUUCGCAGGGGCGCCAUCCACGAGGUUCUGCGCGUCGUGAUCUGCGUCUCCGAUGGUUCUUCUUCCAGUCCGUGGCCUCGUUCAAACUCACAGAACGAGUGAGAAUGCAAGAAUUGCAUGGCUGCUGCUGCUGCCUUGGUGGCUCGGACUUCUGCUCUUUACAUUUUGGAGCUCGAUUCAUACUUUACCGUGUUGUACUUUACAGUUCCAAACUCUUUACGUGUACAUGGCAACAGACAGCUAAAGAUGGUGU
Messenger RNA from Linum trigynum, 990 nucleotides. Lineage: Eukaryota; Viridiplantae; Streptophyta; Magnoliopsida; Malpighiales; Linaceae. The record is from the annotation of a GenBank genome assembly.